This is a messenger RNA of Jaculus jaculus (lesser Egyptian jerboa), 180 nucleotides long. Its product is annotated as ATP synthase membrane subunit K, mitochondrial-like. Lineage: Eukaryota; Metazoa; Chordata; Mammalia; Rodentia; Dipodidae. The record is from RefSeq and is a predicted model, not a curated record. The transcript has a single exon. Bases 1 to 180 code for a protein of 59 amino acids.
AUGGCAGGUACAGAAUCUGAUGCCCAAUUCCAGUUAACUGGUAUUAAGAAAUAUUUCAACUCUUACACUCUCACAAGUAGAAUGAAUAAUGUACUGGCCACAUAUGGAGGCAUUGCUUUGACAGACUCAUACUUCAAGUUAAGGUCUAAAAAAUAUACUCCAGCUGUGAAAGCAACAUAA